Hydra vulgaris (swiftwater hydra) is the source of this 890-nucleotide messenger RNA. RefSeq names its product RNA-binding protein pno1. Gene Ontology annotation, cellular component: nucleolus. Lineage: Eukaryota; Metazoa; Cnidaria; Hydrozoa; Anthoathecata; Hydridae. Gene Ontology annotation, molecular function: RNA binding. The record is from RefSeq and is a predicted model, not a curated record.
CAUUUCACAUUUCCAUCACGCGUGCUUUUUUUAUAGUAUAUUAGAAAAAUGGCUGACGUUAUGGAUGUAAACACUGAAAUUACAAACAAUAAAGAAAGUAAUGACACAAGAGAGACUGGAGCUGCUGAGCCAGUCACAGAAGUCAACAUCAGCCGAAAAAGAAGAAAUGAAAAAGAGAUUUCAAUGGAUACCGACGAUAGUGCAAAAAGACCUAAUUUUCCUCCAGUUAAUGCUGAAAUCACUAAUUCAGGAAAAGCAGAAUUUCGUAAGGUUGCUGUUCCUCCUCAUCGAUACACACCAUUAAAAGAAAACUGGAUGAAAAUAUUUACACCAGUUGUUGAACAUCUUCACUUACAAAUUCGAUUUAAUUUAAACAAAAGAAAUGUUGAAAUUAGGACAUGUAAGGAAACAAAUGAUCAAGGUGCAUUACAAAAAGCAGAAGAUUUUGUCAAGGCUUUCAUGCUUGGUUUUGAUGUUAAUGAUGCACUUGCUCUACUUCGGUUAGAUGAUCUUUUUUUGGAAAGUUUUGAGAUAAAUGAUGUAAAAACACUAAAAGGUGAUCAUUUAUCAAGAGCAAUAGGAAGAGUUGCUGGUAAAGGAGGAAAAACAAAGUUUACCAUUGAAAAUGUUACUAAAACUAGAAUUGUUCUUGCUGAUUCGAAAAUUCAUAUCCUUGGUUCAUUUCAAAACAUUAAAAUUGCUCGAACUGCAAUAUGUAACCUGAUAUUAGGCAGCCCUCCAUCUAAAGUGUAUGGCAAUAUGCGAGCUGUAGCUGCUCGCUCAGUUGAGAAAUUCUAAAUUUAACGAAACUUAUAAACUUGAUUUGUGUCGCAUGUAUUAUAUAUUUAAAUUUGUUACUUAACAAUAAAUAUAUUUUCAUUGUAUUAUUA